Messenger RNA from Malassezia globosa CBS 7966, 957 nucleotides. RefSeq lists its product as uncharacterized. The coding region runs from base 1 to 957 and encodes 318 amino acids. Gene Ontology annotation, cellular component: cytosol; nucleus; cytoplasm. The transcript has a single exon. NCBI's taxonomy places the organism in Eukaryota, Fungi, Basidiomycota, Malasseziomycetes, Malasseziales, Malasseziaceae. Gene Ontology annotation, molecular function: arginase activity; manganese ion binding. The record is from RefSeq and is a predicted model, not a curated record.
AUGAGUUUUCACUCACAAAUUCUAAAGUCACCCUCUACCGUUAUGAUUCCUGUUCCUUUCAGCGGUGGCCAGCCGCGCAAGGGUGUGGAACAUGGUCCAGAGGCUCUCAUGAAGGCUGGUCUACAAAAUCAGCUCGAGACACUUGGGUGGAAGUUUGAACAGGAGCAGGCUAUCCCCUGGGACCAAAUCAACUCAAUGGAUGAAAAAAAUGAUGGCGCAAAAAUCAUGAAUGCGCAUUCUGUGUCUAAAGCUAGUCAGCAUGUUGCUGAUGCUGUCGAGAAGCAUGCUAAGGCUGGCAAGCUUCCGCUGACAGUGGGUGGAGACCACAGUCUUGGCACCGGCACGAUGAUCGGUACAGCACGAGUAUACCCCGACGUUGCCUGUAUUUGGGUGGACGCCCAUGCCGACAUCAACACAGCACAGACAACCCCCUCAGGAAACCUGCAUGGGUGUCCAGUUUCAUUCGCGCUUGGUCUGGAUGGCUCUUACAUCGAGCCUUUUAAACAAUGGAUUCCUGAGCCGACCAAGAACGUCCAUAACCGAAUUGUGUACAUUGGGCUGCGCGACAUCGAUGAGGGAGAGCGUAAAAUUUUGAAAGAGCAUAAGAUUAAGGCUUUUACUAUGCACCACGUUGACAAGUUUGGCAUCGGUAAGGUUGUAGAGAUGGCUUUGGAUCACAUCAAUGGUGACACUUCUCGUCGCGAUCGUCCAAUUCAUCUAUCUUUUGAUGUCGAUGCCAUGGACCCAAGUGUGGCUCCUAGCACUGGCACGCCUGUUCGAGGGGGUUUGACUUUCCGUGAAGGUCAUUAUAUUUGUGAAGCCAUUGCUGAGACUGGCUCGUUGGUCGCUAUGGAUAUGGUUGAGGUGAACCCGCACCUUGAGAAGCAUGCCGCCGAGCAGACAAUCGCUGUGGGAUGCUCGCUCAUUCGAACUGCGCUUGGUGAGACGCUCCUGUAG